Meleagris gallopavo (turkey) is the source of this 1113-nucleotide messenger RNA. RefSeq names its product avidin-like. The record is from RefSeq and is a predicted model, not a curated record. NCBI's taxonomy places the organism in Eukaryota, Metazoa, Chordata, Aves, Galliformes, Phasianidae. Gene Ontology annotation, molecular function: biotin binding.
UCAGGCGGUGCUUCUGGCUCCCAUGCCCCCAUAUGUCCUCCCAGUGCCUCUCCUGUGCCCCCGCACAGCGCUGUGGCAGCAAUGCCUGCGUCACCACAUCCCCCAUGCCACUGCACGCGAUGGCCCAUCUCCUGCUGGUGACCCUUGGCAGGCGGCCCAGGGGCCCCACGCAGCCCCCACCACUAUAAACAGCUCUGAGCAGGACUGGAGCUGACAGAGCACAGCUUGGCCAUGGAGCACCUCCGCUACUGCCUCCUUCUUGGCCUGGUCCUGCUUGGCCUCAGCCCCGCAGCCUCCAGGAAGUGUGAUCUGCAGGGCCUGUGGAGAAAUGAGCUGGGCUCCAACAUGACCAUCUCAGCCUUGGAUGUGGCUGGAACCUUCUCCGGCUCCUACCAGACAGCGGUAGCAGUCACCAACAAGCAGAUCCUGGUGUCACCGCUGCAAGGAGCCCAGCAGCCCCCCGGCACCAAGGGGCAGCAGCCCACCUUUGGCUUCACUGUACAGUGGCAGUUUGCAGACUCCACCACUGUCUUUGUGGGACAGUGCUUCGUGGACCGCCGUGGGAAGGAGACGCUGGAGAUGGCAUGGCUGCUGCGGGAAGAGGUUCCCUCCCGCAAGGACACCUGGAAGGCCAUCAGGGUUGGCACCAAUGUCUUCACCCGUGUCAAGUGAUGGGGAGCACUGCCUGUACCUCGCGAUCCUGUCUGCAGCACCUGGGCUCUCUGCUGCCUCCUCACUGUGUCCUGCUGCCUACCUGCUGCAUCCCUGUGCCUAUACAACAGGAGCCAAAUAAACCCUUCUGCAUCAGCAGAGCUGUACUGCAUGUGCUUCUUAUUCCCCUCCAGCUGAGCUCAGAACAGAGACAGGCAGGGGACCAGCAACCAGGAUGCACUUGACUGGGGGAUGAGUACCUUCUCUGUACUGCAGGCCCUCCAACAAGCAUUGCUUGCAGCACAGCAUACUCUUUCAUGAUAGCAGAAUAAAUCCUUAGUGCCAGUGGGCAGGGCAGGGCAGCAUUUCAGGGCAGUUUUGGAGAGAGCAGGGAUAGCAGCAGUGGCUGGGGGACAAAACUUUCCAUUGAGUACCUGCUGCUGCCAAUAAAGCAUUCUCCUU